CUCCUCUUGCUGCUCGUUCGAUCACCCCCCCAGGCAAUUGAGCCGAUGAUGACUGUUGCUGGGACUGUCACAUGGAAGAGUUGACUACAUCUAGCUUUGUUUACCCCAUGCUCUACCGAAUCCCCAGGAAGCCCGUGCCGUGAACCUGUGUUCCUUCUGCUUUGUUUGAUACGGUGAUACCCAAGCUCCUUUUGAGUUUCGUUCCUCCAUCCCAGUCCGUUUUUCUUUCUUCUGAUACCCCUUCAAUUCUUGAGCUCUCUAUUCUCUUAUUGAGCACCCGCCCCGUGGAAGAGAGAGUGAGUCAAAGCGACACCCACUAUGGCGGAUGCGGAACCAUCGUACAUAGAUUAUGAGGCCUUUCUAGACCCGGACUUUUCACCCGCCUCGUUCGCCAACUCCCUUGUUGUAGCCACCAACAAUGCGACAGACACACCGCUGGAUCUGUCUACCCCGCUUUCGCGGGUCCUCUUCGAUCUCCAAGAGAUCGACACCCACAUCCAUGCGCUGACCACCAAAUCAGCCCUCCCCUUGCUGACGCACACGCGCGACCAGACCGAUGCAGCCAGUCACAUCCUCAAGGAGGCCGAGGACCAGAUCGCCUCUGUGACGCAGGGGUAUGAGCGCCUCGAAAAGGAGGUCUUCAGCAAGUGGGAGGCCGCAGACGAGGCUCGGUUGGCGGCCGAGAAAUCCCUGGCCACUGUGCGACUCGCACGAGCCGUGGCGCGCUGCCUGUCUCUCGGCAGACAGCUGGAAAGCCAGCUGGCAGAGAUCGGUGGCAUCGAAGGGACGACGUCACCCGUCACCGGUCGGGAUGAUUACCGCACGCUGGAGCGCGCCGCCUCCGCCAUUGUCAGUUUACGGCGUAUGCUCUCCGAGACCGGCCAGGGCGAGGAAGGCUACGGGCUUGACCGAGUCAAGGUCGUCCGGACACUGCGAGCGGAGCUCGUCCUGCCGGCCGAGAACAUGGUCAAGGCACGGGCACAGCAGGCCAUUACGCGAUUCUCCAUGUCGAACAUCUCCGGCGGCGCGAGCUCCCAGACACAGUCGGGCUACAGGCAAGCGCGCGAUGCCAGGGCCCGUCUGGUGUCCGCCGUCAACAUCCUGUAUCUACUGUCGCCGGUGCCCAAGACGUUGAACUCCGCGGCGGACUUCGUCCCCGAGCUUCUCCUUUCUACGCUGCAGGGGUACAUGCACACGGCCAUCUCCACCUCCCUGAGCAACCUCACGCGGUCACUGUCGAUGCUACCGACCCUCGAGCGGACGCUUGCCGACCUGUCCGCGCGAUGCCAGGAUAUCUUCGCUCUGGAGGCCGUGCUCAACCAUCUUCGCCCACCGCCACAUCCACUCUUCCCUUCUGCCCAGCCGGUGGCUACCCCCACCAACCGCGACGGAGUUCAGAGUGAAUCACAGCCCCAGUCCGGCAGCAGCAGAAACAACCUGCUCCAGCCGCUGCUCACUUCUCUCGACACAUCCUCCCUCCCCUCAUAUUUCUGGCGAUCCCUGGCGUCGUACCUCACGGCUCGGGUACAGGAGAUCGUCAACCGUGGGGGCGUGUCGGCGCGGACCUUGCGCUCCAAUCGCGAUCGCAUCAAGAAGGAAGUCAAGGAAUGUGUUCUGCGGGGCUCCCAGCUGCCCACUUCUGUGUUGGGGACCGAAAAGCGACUGGGUGGCGAGCCGGCGACGGGGAGGAAUUGGGAACGGGAGGCAGCGGUCAUGGUCAGUUCGAUUGCCAGUGUGUUGGAUAAAUGAAGCAAGACAGACGGUGUAGGACGAAGGCCUUUUUUUCUCUGUUGUCCAUACAAUAUAAUAGAAACCGGUGGACAAUAGCCUCUUAAGGAAAUUGGUAACCCCCGGGAAAAAACGAUAUGUACAUCUGAAACUACCGUAUUGUACAACCAUUGCAUCCCAGGAAUGAAGCAUGCCCGCUGUACCGAUUUUAUGGUGUACACACCACCACAUCAAGCAAGAAAACGAAGAGCAAGCAAACGCACAAAGCAUGUGAAAAUACGCAGGGAUCAUGUCCAGCUCAGGUACAGCGCAUCGAACAUCAGCUGACGGCUUCUUCAUUUGAAGUAUGCGUGUCCUCUCUCUCUCUCUCGGGUCCAGGUAAUCUUUUGGACAAACUCCAGUUUGAAAUGAAAUUUCCAGAAGGAGUUCUGUCGCGGCUAGCAUCGGAAGGCGUAAGCGUAAGUGUAAGUAGAAGCAUAAGC
Molecule: messenger RNA, 2210 nt
Organism: Aspergillus japonicus CBS 114.51
Lineage: Eukaryota; Fungi; Ascomycota; Eurotiomycetes; Eurotiales; Aspergillaceae
Product: Golgi transport complex subunit COG5
Exons: 1
Coding region: 319-1749 (476 amino acids)
Biological process (GO): intra-Golgi vesicle-mediated transport
Cellular component (GO): COG complex
Source: RefSeq, a predicted model, not a curated record